AGCUCAGAACAGGGCAGGUGAAACACAGCAUAUUGUUCCCCCUACAUCACACGCCACCAGGAAGCAAAUUAAGGUCUGCACCACCCAUUAUAGGAAGAGAGACUCCAUCUGAUAACAAUACAUGAGGGAACAGAGCUCAUGUGAGAGGGUGUAUUUUUUUUUCUGGUAAAUAUCAUGGGAAGGUUUCACCACCUCCUCAUUGGCUCACAAGUCAGAGACCCCCAACAUAUAAAGAGUGAGAGCCUGAUCUAGCAGCCUUUAACCGCUGGCAAGCGUUUUGGAUCGCACUGCAGCGGGAAAGCAGGCUGUACGUUUUACGCACGGAGCGCGUGGAUAGGCUGCAGACGAGCGCACGAGGGCUAUCGGUUCUUCCAGGGAAAGUGUUGCGAAGCCAACAGCAGCGAGCUGCGAGGAGUCUGAGUGGGCAUGUGGCUCCUGGAGAAGCUCCGCAGCUCUGUGGAGAGCAGUGGGAAACAAUCCCAGCCCCCGCAGACCGUGGAGGCCAUUCCUGUUUCUGUUUACGCCAACGUCCUCACUCCGGAAAAGAUCCCUGAUUUCUUCAUCCCACCCAAACUCAUCUGUUGCCCACCAGAAGACUCUCUGACCCCGGAACCGCAGCCCUGCUCCACCCUGCGACCCUCCUCUUCUGACCAUGCAAUCUGCAGCCAGAGCCCAAGAGCCCGCAGCAGCAGGAGCCCCUGCAGCCCUGGCCUCUUCACCCGCAACCUCCAGAAGUCAGCCAACCGCCACAUCAUCCAAAUAGAGAGCGCUGAUGAGCCAAGUGCUGGGUCUGCAGACAUGUUCAGAGCUGUGAACACGAAUGCAGACCCCCAGUCUCAGACCGCCAUGUCCCUGCCCUACGUCCCCAAGGCUCAGACCUCAUAUGGAUUCUCCACCCUGGUGGAAUCUCCUCACACCCGACGCAAAGAGAGCCUGUUCCACAGCGACCCAAGCAGCCCUCUCACCUCACCCAACUCCCAGAGGCGCUCACAAGGGGGAACUCUCCUGGCCCCGGCGGACUCAAAUCCCUACCGUUACUUCAGUGGUGGAGAGAGUGACACCUGCUCUUCGGCAGAAUCUUCCCCCUUUAACUCCCCUCUGCUCUCCCGCUCUGCCUCUCUGCUACGCUCCAUUACACAGGAGACACAAGCCAAGGUUUUUCGUGCCAAGCGCUCUCUUGCACGCCACAGCUCCCUCUCUACUGACGAUUGCAGCUCCGCAGACAACAGCCCUAACAUGCAGCGCCGUCGAAUGCGCUGCCCGCCCUCCCCAGCAUUCCGUGGAUCUAAAAGCAGCGGCCAAAGGGGUGCAGCGUCAGACCUCCUGCAGCGCGAGCAUACCAUCAACCUCCACAAGGGGGGGACAGUGAGGCUCAGCACUCAUUACGAUGCAGAGGCAGCGCGGCUCAGGGUGCGCGUCUUGGCCGCAGAGGCCCUUUACGACAGACAUACGGACCCUAAGAGCAUCAACUGCUGCGUUGCGCUUUACCUAAACCCUGGAAAGCAGCAGAAGCAGAGAAGCACCAUCAUCAAGAACAGCAGGAAUCCGGUGUUCAACGAGGACUUUUUCUUUGACUCACUGCCUCGGGCGCAAGUAAAGAGUCUGGCCAUGAAGAUAAAGGUGGUGAACAAAGGCACCAGUCUGAGGAGAGACGUGCUGCUGGGAGAGAGGGAGGUGCUGCUUAGCGAGCUGCUCGCAGACCUCUAGGGAGAGGCUGUCAGGUUGGAAACAAGCAGCAUGACAGGCCCUUUCUUCUCUGGCUACCUUUUUAUCCCGACCUACAGAUCUGCUAAACGCCGGGCAGGUGCUGACAAAAAGGGGGUUAUAUCUCGCACACUGUGUUCUUAAUGGACAGAAAGUCUUUGAAUCACUUUACCAAAUUGCAUCCGCAGCUUUUCACCGCCAGGUUAAACAAAACAACAACACACAUUCUUAAGUGAACAUGGAUCUUUUGUUUGUGUGUUCUUCUCUUUAAGUAUUGAGUUACAAAAAGUGUUGCCCUCACUAAUGAGCAUUGUGAUGUGGCUCAGUAACAUCAGCUGUGUGCACUUGAUCUUGUUAAAGUCAGAGCUGUAUUUUUUGUAAUGACGCAGUAAUGUGGGAUUUUGCACGUUCUUGUUGAGAAUUAUGAAGCUAGAUUUAGAAGAGUUUAUAUUUGAAAACCAGGUUUGAUGCUAGUGGAUGUAAUGUUAAAAUGACUGUUAUGUACAUGUGAUAAAUGCCUUUGACUAACUUAUGAAUAAAAAUGCUAAAAUUACAAGCAUGA
Molecule: messenger RNA, 2266 nt
Organism: Notolabrus celidotus (New Zealand spotty)
Lineage: Eukaryota; Metazoa; Chordata; Actinopteri; Labriformes; Labridae
Product: C2 calcium-dependent domain-containing protein 4C-like
Exons: 4
Coding region: 427-1707 (426 amino acids)
Source: RefSeq, a predicted model, not a curated record